Messenger RNA from Ictalurus furcatus (blue catfish), 2828 nucleotides. RefSeq names its product RAD18 E3 ubiquitin protein ligase (gene rad18). Bases 826 to 2172 code for a protein of 448 amino acids. The transcript is spliced from 14 exons. The record is from RefSeq and is a predicted model, not a curated record. Gene Ontology annotation, molecular function: single-stranded DNA binding; ubiquitin protein ligase activity. Gene Ontology annotation, cellular component: Rad6-Rad18 complex; nucleus. Gene Ontology annotation, biological process: protein monoubiquitination; DNA damage tolerance. NCBI's taxonomy places the organism in Eukaryota, Metazoa, Chordata, Actinopteri, Siluriformes, Ictaluridae.
CUUUAUUAUUUAAGAAGCAGCUAAUGUAUAGCAAGACCUCUGGGGGCAUGACAAAUACAUUCUAGAAAGCAUUUAAUUGAACAAACACAAGACUAGUACAGGAUGAGUCAUCAAAAACAAUAUUGUGUUCCCAAACUAGACAAACUAUAAAAUUAAAAUGAGAAUGUCUUCAAAUACAUACAUACAUACAUACACACACACACACACACAUAUAUAUAUAUAUGUAUAAACUUUCUGGAUAUAGUAAUGUAUUGGUGUGCAUAACACUGAAAGGACAGAGAAAACAAAGAAAGUUUUUCUCCAUGCCUUGGACUUGAACGACACAAUAACACUUUUAAAAAAAGAAGACAGGAAAAAAAGCCAGAUAAUCACCUGUCUGAGUCCACCCAAAGACAUAGUAGUUUAUUACAUUAAAUGUUUUAUUUACUUAUUUGUUUUUUUUUUUUUUAAAUGGUAUUAUUGGAUUAGAAAAGUGAUUUGAAAUCAGCACAUAAGAGCUCACUGACAUCAUUAUUACAAUAGCAGAUUUUUGAGGUUGAGGUUCAAACAAAAACAAAUGAUCUCUUACAUCAUAACAAAUUGCAGUAAUGAACUCACGCUUGAAAAAAUAAAUAAAUAAAUAAAUAAAUAAAUAAAUGAGAGGAACGUUUCCUCAACACGACCUCAAACUCUUUCCGAUUUAGAAAUGUAAACGGAAAUGACGUCAGCGUACGACCUGAAAAACUGCGCGGGCAAUUUCUGUAUCUGUUUCAGUAACGGCGUUAAUUAACUCAAUGCACAUCGCGUAGUUUAUUAAUCAACCCAUUUAACCAGUUGUUGGGUAAAAUGUCUCAUCCAGUUGAAGCGGAUUUACCACGGAACUUGUCAUGCCUGAAAAAUAUCGACACUUUGCUCCGAUGCCCCAUUUGCUUCGACUUCUUGAAUAUAUCCAUGAUGACGCAGUGUUCUCAUAACUUUUGCUCCCUGUGUAUACGGAAAUUCCUUUCCUACAAGUUGCUGUGUCCUCUUUGCAACACGCCACUGACCGAACAAGAGCUGAGGAACAACAGACUACUGGAUGACCUUGUUCAGAGCUUUCAAGCCGUGAGGCAACAGCUGUCUCAGACAAUUUUUGAGUCCCCUCCAAUCUCCCCCGAGACACCGACAAUGGCCGUUGGAGAAAAAGCAGCGAGGCAGAAAGCCCUUAAAAAAGAGGGCACUCCUCUGACUCACUUCUUCCAGAAACGUGCCCCAGUCAGCUCUUCCAUAGGAGCACAGUCAGGCUCUAAGGGUCUGUUCCCAGUGAAACAGGAGCCCAUGGAGGUGUGUGUGCAAGGCGCUCUCCUGCCAGAGAGUGCAGUGACUGCGACCACAGCAGUGAAAGAAAAGAAGCUGGACAUGUGUGCUUUUCCCUCCACAUCGCAGGAUAUUAAACCUGUGGUCAAAGUGGACUGCCCAGUGUGUGGACUAGAAGUGCCGCAGCAACACAUUAAUAAACAUCUGGAUACAUGCCUGACCAGUGGGGACAAGAAGGAUAGCCUUAGAAGGUCCGACCAGCUAGGCUUUUCUGGUUCUGCAUUUACAGAGCCAAAGUCUCGGAAGCGCAGGCCGAUGGCUAAACUGGUGUACACGCUGCUGACAAUGGUGGAGCUAAAGAGAAGGCUGAGAGAGUGCCAUCUGUCCACGCAAGGUUCCAGAGAGCAGCUCAUCCGACGGCACCAGGAGUUCACACACAUCUACAACGCACAGUGUGAUGCAGUCAACCCCAGAUCGAGUGAGGACAUUGCCAGAGAGGUUGAAAACAAUGAGAAGAUGAGGAAUCAGCUGGACAGUAAAAGAAAACCUGCAAUAGUCAUCACUAAAAACCACACAGCCAGUGAAAUUGAGCAGUUGCACUGCGAUUACCGGAAACAACACAACGGUGAGUUUUCCCGUUUAAUUGCUCAAGUCAGAGGUCGUUUGGAAAAUUCCAGGAGAACACAAAUUAAGCAGGAAGGAGGGAAAUCAGCGGAGGCAUCAUGUUGCAGUGCUGAUGACACAGUAGUCCAAAACACAACCCAGCCCCCAGUUUCUUUGAUGGUGGAAGUUGACAACGAUGAGGCAGUUUCUGUUAUCGAACUUGACUCAGGGUCACUAAGCCCGAUUCUCAGUGAAGUGUCUGACAGCAGCUCCAUUUCCGAUGUUUUCAACUGAAGACCAUAAGGACGCUACCUGUAGUCCAAGAGGCUAACGCAGAGCCGCAGGCUCCUGGGAGUUGAAUCCUCUUAAUGCGGGGGACCAUGCACUCAAGCCUAGACAGAACAAGCAUGACAGCUGGACUCAAUUUAAAAUGAACACUGAAUAUAUCUUUUAUACCUUUAAGCAUAAUUCUGUUUUGAGUAUGGGAUUUGUAUAUAGAACAUUUGCACAAUAAAAUCUUUUUUUUUUUUAAAUGUUGUGGUGUGUCCCAGUAAAUAAGUACUUAAUGAUUAUUAUUAAAUCAUUACUUGGGAUCAUUAUUAAUUAUUGUUGCUUUUGAUGACAAUGUAAUGUUCCUUUUAAUAAUGUAAUAAUGUGUGUAAAACUAUAACAGGAUCAACAGUCAUAAAAACAAUUCAAAUGUCAUGAUCACGUUCAUAUGACGGGCUUUUUCAACAAUUUCAGUGAGCCCGAGCUUGUCUACAUGCACAAAUCCAGACAGAUAAAGAAUCUGCGCAAAAAAUGCCAGCUAUCUGAAUCUAGCCUGCCUUUCUGCUUUCACGCUAAAAGAAUUUGAGUUUGAACAUCCGAAAAAGGCAUAAUUCACACCGUAUGGAUGCCCAUAUUAUUUGGCACAUUUCCCAAUAGAAGCUUAGCAUGCAAAGCCCUUG